Molecule: messenger RNA, 927 nt
Organism: Caenorhabditis remanei
Lineage: Eukaryota; Metazoa; Nematoda; Chromadorea; Rhabditida; Rhabditidae
Exons: 4
Coding region: 1-927 (308 amino acids)
Source: RefSeq, a predicted model, not a curated record
AUGCGUGGUACAGUAAGAAUUCACAUAAAUAGGGAGCCCAGCAGUAGUCAAAUCAUCGGAUUCUAUCAGAUUCAUCUCAUAGACAUGCUCUUCCGUGCCCUUCUUGCUCUCUGUCUCGUCUCUUCCAUUGGAGCAGUCACUUUGGCAAUCUGUCAAAACUACUGUGCUUCUGUCAACGGAGGAGCUUCCUAUGAUAACUGUUCUCCAUGGAUCAGCUUUGCCACUCAAACCAACCAGACCUGCUACAACCUCUGUGUCCAUAACUGUGCUGCUGUCUAUGACGGAUCCUGUAUGACUGGAAACAACUUCAGAUGCUGUUUGGCUACCACUCCAGCCAAGACUCAAGAAUUCAAAGAAUUCAUAAGGAUCGGGCGAAAAAGUGGGUACUUAGUAAGAGCGGACCUUUGGUGGCACCCAGUCGGUCUCGCUUUUGUCGAGUGUGGUGUCGAUGACUGGACGAUAGUCGAGGGAGACGUCUCCGGUCUCAAUGUUCGAUCUGAUGAUCGAGUGCUUGCGCCAGUGAUCCUUGAACUCCUUCUUCGUUUGUCCUUCGGUUGGUUUGCUGUAGUCGAGCUCGUCGACAGCAACGAUGGUUUGAGUGGCAUUGAUAAGCAAGUUUUGGAGCUCGAGGGUCUCGACAAGAUCCGAGUUCCAGACAAGUCCCUUAUCAGCAACCUUGAGGUGAACUUGAUCUUUGUAGAGUUUGGAAAGAAUGUUGACUCCCUCCUUGAGGAUAUCUCCACGACGGAAGACGGCGGCGUGCUUUUGCAUAGACUUCUGCAUGCUAAGACGGAGCUCGGCGGUGGAGAUGUCUCCGUUGUUAAAGCGGAGCUUGUCCAAGUUGGCGACCGAUGCUUCUCCGGCGUUCUUUGGAAGCUCUGGGACUCCGACUCCAGCGGACGUGUUUUUGAGGAUGCUGAAAUAUGA